UAACUGCUAAGCAAACUAAUUAUAACAACCCAGGGUUUUCAUAAACAAAGCUAUAGCUUUAUCACCUAAAAUACUUUGUCAGGGGGUGGGGUGUCACUAGAUAUGUAUUUUCAUAAGGAGAGAAGAAAUGAUAAACUUUCCGGUUUUACAAUAGACGUAUUUUUUAUUUUUAGCUUCCCCAUCUUCUUUUCCUUACAUUCAACAUGAAGACAAGGUUAUGGUUUAUAAAGAAACUGGAGGUACUCUGAACAUAUCGUGGACUUUGAAAUCGACAUCCAACUUAGAAUAUAUAUUUAUUGUUUACAUGGACAACGUAAAAUUAGCAAGUGGAAACCAAAAUGAUUUUACGGCCACCAAACAAGGAGUGGCACUUUUUAGCGGAAACAUUUAUACUUCUGCGAAUGAAAUGGUCUUCAAAAUCAUGGCGAAAUUUCCAGAAAUUUAUUUUAGUCGUACUCACCAUCACAACUUCAUGCUGAGUCAACUUGUUAUAAGCGGUUGCAAGAAAAAUAUCACAGCGAAAACAUUAAUACAAUUUGAUGAAACCGAAAGAAAGGAUGAAAGAAAAGACUUUUCGCCAACUUUGUUUGUAAUAAUGACAGUUGGUAUCCUGCUUGUGACAAUUUUGUUUGUCUCCUGGAUAUUGCAAGAAAAAAUUUUGAUCUAUUUUGGUUUGGAUAGAAAAACCAAAGAAGAUAUUCCAUUGAAAAACCGAAUUGUACCAAAUUUUGAAAAACUCUUUCCAAAUUUUAAAAGACCUGGUGAAAAUAUCAAGCCAAAAACAGCAGCUGUAGAAGUAAAUAAAAAUCGUACCCUAUCUGAUAGCUUGAACGUUAGUCUUGAGAUUACGAACAAUCAGAAAAAAGGGAAAAGUGAAGUGGAAAAAGAAGAUAUGAAAGAUAAAAAUAAACAUGCUCAAACUGAUAGUACGAACGUUGAGCUUGAGAUUACAAACAAUCAAAAAGAAGAGAAAAGUGAAGUAGAAAAGAAAGAAAUGGAAGAUAUAGAUAAACAUGCUCAAACUGAUAGUACGAACGGUGAACUUGAGAUUACAAACAAUCAGAAAGAUGGAAAACAUAAAGUAGAUGCAAAAGAAAAAGAAGAAUCAAGGGCGACAUGAAGUACCUCAAUGUUGUUGGUAGUAGAAAGAAUGUGAUAACAUACGUAACACCCAAUCACAAAUCAUGAUUCUCAAAAUCACUGUGACAAUCAAUGGGCAAGGCGUGCGAUAGAAAACACCAUUCCAAAUGGAGAUUAAACGGGAAAUAAUUUAAUAUAUCCUUAUUAUAUAAACAGCACAUGGGAUGGAGAAAAAGCGUUAAAACAACAAGCGGUAUUAACAUGCGUUUUUGAAAAUUUAUAAAUUUCAGGACAUAAAAUUGAUUCAACCCUUAGACUCCACAUAUUUUUAUGAUGAAUCCCAAACUUCUAUGAUAAUUUGCCACCAUUUGGUCGACUUUAAUCUCGAUUUCUGGGCACCUUCCGCAUCAAGCUGACCACUGCCGGAUAAUAAAUUUAAUUCUUUUUCACGUGGGCCUCCUGAUAUGGCCUUCUUGAUAUCUCAAAGUUGAGUGAACACGAGUUAUGGCUAAUAGACAGCAUGUCGGAAUUUCAGCCUGACCGAAACGCCAAUUGGCGUACUUCGGAGUCUAAUGGUUAUUGAAAUCAGAAGAAUAAAAGAUGCAAAA
Molecule: messenger RNA, 1688 nt
Organism: Hydractinia symbiolongicarpus
Lineage: Eukaryota; Metazoa; Cnidaria; Hydrozoa; Anthoathecata; Hydractiniidae
Exons: 3
Coding region: 218-1120 (300 amino acids)
Source: RefSeq, a predicted model, not a curated record